This is a messenger RNA of Culex pipiens pallens (northern house mosquito), 2659 nucleotides long. RefSeq names its product zinc finger CCHC domain-containing protein 24-like. Bases 1166 to 2077 code for a protein of 303 amino acids. Lineage: Eukaryota; Metazoa; Arthropoda; Insecta; Diptera; Culicidae. Gene Ontology annotation, molecular function: nucleic acid binding; zinc ion binding. The record is from RefSeq and is a predicted model, not a curated record. The transcript is spliced from 5 exons.
CAGUCUCCGUCGGAUCGUUGCGUUGCGAGGUUUUGAAAAUUUCCCGGUUGGUUUCUCUUCGUGGUUUCCCAAGUCGGGAGUGAGGGGGUAAGAAGAGCACAUUUUUUUGUGGGUCAACAUACCUUGGUCCGCGAUCGGUCAGUUUGAGCGAGGGGAGCAAAACGAUUCAGGUGUGCUCCUGGAGUGCGAGCGCGGACGCAUGGUAGCUCGUUGACCACAUGGCCUGCUGCAGGCGCCACACCGGUUUGUGACCUGGCCGGCUGCAACUUGGCGGCCAUCUUGGAUGUGUUUGCAGUGAGGUGCAUGCAGGGAUAGAUUUUGCAACGCAACGGUUUGGAUUGGAUUGACCGUGCCGUGAGGAAUUUCACGAAUUUCAUCACGCAUUGCGGGGAAUGGUCAGUGGAAGACGGAAGACAGACAAAAAAAUACUUUCGAAUAAACAUGUCACCGAGUUGUGCGAUUUGGUGAAUGUUUAAAAUUGCGACCUCACACUCUUAGGGGAGUGUGUCACGGAAAAGCAGGAAGAAAAUCGCACGAAAAACAAUCGUUUGAAAAGUCGCGAAAAUCUUCGAACAUCUCAGAAAAGGUGAACCAUUUUCCACCGUACAAGUGCGUGUGCUGAUGAUGAUUUUCGGGAAGAGAGCGCUCGCGUGAAGUAAAGAUCAACUUCACUUAGACCAUUUAGGCUAAAAAUAGUCCAAAGAAGGGAUAUUUAUAGUUUAAAACAACACACGAACCAAAGUAGAGUCGUGGACGCGUGUUUCGAACCUCCCUGGCUGGCCGUGGACUCCGUCGAGGCCUACGGAGGGAAAAUAAAAGGUGCGCUCUGUGGGUAUCAAAUUUUCGGUUCUGCGGGAAAGUUUCGUACCGAAAUAGUCCGAAAACCAAGCGAGAAAAAAUCACAAACACAAAAAGAGAAAAAUCAUUGCGCCUCGCAUUACAUGCUGUGUUUUCGAUGAAGAGUUGAGUGGAAAUUUCGAGGAAAACAACAACAAAAGCUGGGUGCAAAUUGUGUCGCGUGAAAGGGGAAGAAAAAAAAACACGCGGGUGGAAAACCAAAAUAAAACGCACAAAUCUCAGCCGGUUGAGGCGUAGAAGAACACGCGUUGGCAGGACUGGAGAACGUGUUUUGUGAUAUCGAACGGAGCCGGAGUAGAUCGUCGCGAUGGGUUUGGAGGGGGUCCAGCCGCGCUCGAAUGGGACCAACGGGCUGUACUCGUCGUCACUGCAGUGGUACUAUCUGCCCAACGUGGACCAUUCGAGCGAAUCGAUACAGCCUAAUUCCAAACUAUUUCCCGCACUGUGGAGCCCUUUUCCAACGUCGCAGAGCUGUGACGAUUCCAUCUCUCCCCUGGCCGAUAGUAUUACCGAGCUGUGUGACCAGUUUACCGACCUUACGCUAUUCGGGCUGGGCCGCAACCAAACCCCGAACCAUUCUACGACCCAAAGUCAACUGCUCCAACAACAUCACCAUCACCAUCAUCAUCAGCAACAGCAGCAACCACAGCACAUCGCGCAACCUCUGGCCAGUCCCAGAACCUGUAACGGAUAUUCCAACGGGCUGGAGUGCUUGAACGGACUUGGGAAUGGUUGUAACGGGGCUGGAACUCGCUUGAAUGGGUCGCUUUUGGGCAGCGGAGGGUACACGGCGGAUCAACAUCAUCUUCAACAACAACAUUCGCUGCUGGGGAUCAACGCCGGACAGCAGAACCAAAAGUACAGCAAAAUUCCUCCGGCCAACUAUUUGUGCCACUUGUGCUUCAAGAAGGGCCACUACAUUCGAGAUUGUCCGCAGGCUCGUCCCAAGGCCGAAGGCAAGACGCCGUACCAGGGCAAGAAGCGUUGCUUCGGCGAGUACAAGUGUCCCAAGUGCAAACGGAAGUGGAUGUCGGGAAAUUCGUGGGCCAACCACGGCCAGGAGUGCAUCAAGUGCCACAUCAACGUGUAUCCGCACAAACAGGUUCGUCCCUUGGAGAAACCCGACGGGCUGGACGUUUCCGACCAGUCCAAGGUCCAUCCGCAGCUGCUGUGUGAAAAGUGCAAAACACUUGGAUACUACUGCAGACGAAUCCAGUAGUUGUGAAGAUCAACAUGUCACUACAUUGUGAGAAAAAGGGCCAAUUUAAAAAAAAAGUGUUGUUUUAUCCCUUUUAUGCUAGACUUUUCAAAGACCAUCAUUCUCAAACUCUUUUCCGCGAGCAUUGCUUGAACUUAAACGAAGCUAUAAUUUAUGUUUUAUUUCCCCAUUAUGCAUUCACGACAAUUCAUUUAAGCACAUGAUUUAGUGCAAUUUUAAUCCACGAGGAUAAGGAGAGGAAGAAUGUGCCAUAUUAUAAUUUUCUUUUUAAAUCGAACGAAUAAGCUAAAAAACAAAUUAAAAAAGUACGUCCAGCUGCCAGUUGAAAGAAAGCUAAUCUGUAUAUAGUAAUGUUCUAUCGUGUUCGUGAUUUUUUUUACCUUGUUUGUGCUAUCAAACUCUAUCGAAACCAUUAUAUAUAAUCUUGAACUUUAGAAGGUUUUUUUUUACCGCUGAGCGAAAGAAGAAAGAAGAUUACAGAUUGUUACCGUACUACACCACCAGCAAAGCAACUUUGUGAAAACUAUGUGCCAAAGAAUAUCUUUAUAUUCAACAACGAAACAAUAAAAUGCGAACCAAAUC